UAAAGUUCAGAGUACAAACAACUGUUAACUUUUUGGUAACAGUAAACAUACAGAGUCUUUGUUUUUGGAACAAUAUGAAAUUAUCUGCAUCAAUGUCUGUAUUUAUUUUAAUCCUUCUUAUAAAUAUCAAUUUUCAAGUCUGUAAAGCAUACUGGCAGUAUCCUGCAUGGUCUUCUGCAUCCGCUUCUGCAUCUGCGCAUGCAUCUGGUUCAGGAUCUUCGCAUGCAUCUGCAUCUGCAUCUGCAUCUGCUUCAGGAUCUAGAAGAUAUAUCAACCCAAAAGAUAUAUCAACUUCAGAAGAAUGCGCGCGUGAAUGUCAAGACGGCGAGCCAUCAAAAAUUUGUUAUUAUCAUUUUGUUCUCGAAUUAUAUUCAGCAAAUGGCGCUGCGUGCGACUACUGUAACGUGUCGGUAACUGAUCCAAGAAUUAAUACCGCAUGUGAGUGCAUUAUAGGUGAUGGAAUUGAAAAAACGGUGAUGUCCAUCAAUCGCAUGAUUCCAGGUCCAAGUAUCCAAAUUUGUGAAGGUGACACUGUUAUCGUCGACCUGCAAAAUGAUGCCGAAGGUAUUGAAGCAACUAUACACUGGCAUGGAAUUUUCCAAAAUGGAUACCAAUAUUACGAUGGUGUGCCGUACUUAACGCAAUGUCCGAUUUUAUCAGCUAAUACUUUCAGAUAUUGGUUUAAAGUUAAAAAUGCAGGUACGCAUUUCUAUCAUUCUCAUAUCGCGACUCACUUGUUGGACGGACAAUAUGGAUCUCUUAUUGUACGCAAUCCACCUAGAUCAAAUCCUCAUGUUAACUUGUACGACAAAGAUUUACCAGAACACGUAAUUGUUAUCAGUGACUGGAUACACGAAUUAUCAUUAGAUCGUUUUCCUGGUAGAUAUAGGAGCAAUCGCGGGCAGGCAACAAACAACUUUUUAAUCAAUGGCAGAGGCAAUUGGACGGAUCCUGUUACUAGAGUAAGUACGAACGUUCCUCUUUCAAUGUUCAUGGUUGAAAGCGGAAAAAGAUAUAGAUUUCGCUUGAUUAAUGCGUGCAGCACAAUUUGUUUGAGUGAAGUGACAAUCGAGAAUCAUUCCGUCACAUUAAUUGCCACUGACGGUGAAAAUAUAAUGCCGACACCAGUGAAAACACUUACUACGUCUUCAGGUGAACGUGCCGAUUUUAUUCUGAAUGCGAAUCAAACGGUGCGUCAAUAUUGGAUACAUGUACGUGGGACCGGUGAAUGUCAACGUCGUCAAGUGUAUCAAUUAGCAAUACUUAGCUAUCAGGGAGCUUCGGAAUUAUCGUUAUCACCAAACCCAGGAUAUUCAAUGGAGACGUCUGAAAAUGUUUUUAAUCCGCCGAAUUCUACAAAUUGUGGAAGUGAUGUUUGUGUAGAUCAAUUGCGCAAAAUCUAUCUUUCCAACGAGUACCAAAUACCAUUGCAAAGACAGGCAGACAUGACACUCGUUCUGUCGUUUGAGUUUUUUAAUUAUUCUGCAAAUAUACAAAACUUAUUUAAUAAAAACAACGGAGAAUACAAAAGAUUUUUUGUGUCUCCAACCGGUAGUCAUUUGGACAGCUUGAUGGCAAAUAUUUCAUAUCAAGAUCCACCAGCACCGCUGAUCUCGCAGAAUGACGGAUACGAAUAUAUAUGUGGAAAUGAAGCUACACCAACCACAUGUACAGAACCUUGCACUUGCACCAUUGUUUACAAUAUUCCUCUUUAUGCGAUUGUAGAUGUGAUGACUUAUGAUAAAAUACCUAUAAAUGACGUAAAUCAUCCAUUUCACUUGCACGGUUAUAGUUUCUGUGUAUUGUAUGCUGGUCAAUUUGUUAAUGCAAAAAACAAAGAAGAUAUAUCAAAUGAAGAUGUAAUCAACGAGUUGCGUGCUCAUAAAUAUCGUUUAUUUAAUGGAAAUUAUAGAUAUUGUUCUCCCAAAGAUACUGUAAUUGUACCAAAUACUGGUUAUACGAUUAUACGUUUCGUGGCAAACAAUCCAGGCUGGUGGUUUUUCCAUUGCCACUUCUCGUGGCACACCGCGACAGGAAUGAAUGUUGUUUUUCAUGUCGGUAGGCGUUCAGAUCUUCCACCAGUACCAAAAGAUUUCCCAAAAUGCUACAACUGGAAGCCAACAGUUUAACUUAACAACAAAUUAAACUUAAAUUAUUAUUUAUAUAAACUCUUAUAUAUGUA
Pseudomyrmex gracilis is the source of this 2182-nucleotide messenger RNA. Its product is annotated as laccase-5-like. NCBI's taxonomy places the organism in Eukaryota, Metazoa, Arthropoda, Insecta, Hymenoptera, Formicidae. The transcript is spliced from 11 exons. Gene Ontology annotation, molecular function: oxidoreductase activity; copper ion binding. Gene Ontology annotation, cellular component: plasma membrane. Bases 75 to 2129 code for a protein of 684 amino acids. Gene Ontology annotation, biological process: iron ion transport. The record is from RefSeq and is a predicted model, not a curated record.